CCCCUCUUCUCUUCCCUACCUAGUUGCAGGGCACUAUCCUGCAGUAUGUGAAGACUCUGAUCGAGGUCAUGCCCAAGAUCUGUCGUCUGCCGCGCCACGAGUACGGAUCCCCAGGUAUCCUGGAGUUCUUCCACCACCAGCUGAAGGACAUUAUAGAGUACGCUGAGCUGAAGACAGAUGUCUUCCAGAGUCUCAGAGAGGUGGGGAACGCCAUCCUCUUCUGUCUGCUCAUCGAACAAGCUCUGUCCCAGGAGGAGGUGUGUGACCUGCUUCAUGCAGCCCCCUUCCAGAACAUCCUCCCCAGGGUCUACAUCAAAGAGGGGGAGCGUCUGGAAGUCAGGAUGAAGAGGCUGGAGGCUAAGUAUGCUCCUCUCCACCUGGUGCCCCUCAUCGAGAGGCUGGGGACCCCUCAGCAAAUAGCUAUAGCCCGUGAGGGGGAUCUGUUGACCAAGGAGCGUCUUUGCUGUGGCCUGUCYAUGUUCGAGGUGAUCCUUACAAGGAUCCGUAGUUUCCUGCAGGACGCCGUGUGGCGAGGCCCGCCCCCCACCAACGGCGUGAUGCACGUGGACGAGUGUAUGGAGUUCCACCGCCUCUGGAGCGCCAUGCAGUUUGUUUACUGCAUACCCGUCGGCACUCACGAGUUCACCGCAGAGCAGUGUUUUGGUGACGGGCUGAACUGGGCAGGCUGUUCCAUCAUCGUGCUGUUGGGUCAGCAGCGCCGCUUCGACCUGUUUGACUUCUGCUACCACCUGCUCAAGGUGCAGAGGCAGGACGGCAAGGAUGAGAUCAUCAAGAACGUGCCGCUGAAGAAGAUGGCUGAUCGCAUCAGGAAGUACCAGAUCCUGAACAAUGAGAUCUUUGCCAUCCUCAACAAGUACAUGAAGGCUGUGGAGACGGAUAGUUCCACCGUGGAGCAUGUCCGCUGCUUCCAGCCACCUAUACACCAGUCCCUGGCCACAACAUGCUGAGAGGAACUCACACACGCUACACACAUAAGCCACACAUGUCCCACAAACUAUACAUACACACACGCACCAACCCAAAUCAUCCCCACACAGUCUGCCUCUCUUUGGCCUUGUACUCAGAYUCUCAGAGCCUUAGGAUUCCAGAGCUCUGUCUGACUGUACACCAUUUUGGCACCAAAUAUUCCAUACCAAUGACAUUCCAUUUUGCAUUCUAGAAUGCAACUGUCUUGGAACUUUUCAUGUCAACAUGGCGCCCAUUAAAAAGUGUAAAUCUCAAACUGAGUUUUCUGAAGUCUGAAUAUUUUAGGCCCAUAACCACAGUCUAGUUUUAGAGGUAUGGGUAUUUUCAGAUGUUCGUUUUUCUGUUCUCAACCCAUGUGACUCUCACACCCAGACACAGCAUCCCUUCUCCUGUCACUGGAGCUAUAUGUCACAUGGAUGGGCUCAGUAAUACACAACUGCCAAUCCUGAGUGGUUACAGAUCUGCAGUAACGCCCUGCUUCCCCUCUAGUCACAAYCAACAGUCUAUCAGAUACCUCUGAGAAACCAUUUAGUGAGCAUCAACAAUCAACUUACAUAAAAGAUGAUAGAUAUGCUGGAAUAAUCUCCAAAACCUCAGCGCAUACAAAUAAUCUGAUUCUGAAAUGACCUAUAACCUGAGAUUAUUAUUUCGUAGAUGACGUAYGAAAGCAAACCUAACGAUCAUUUUAUUGAAUUGCUUAAUGAAGUCCACAAAGGUGCUAAGUAUUAGAUGAUACUUAAUUACACCAAAGUCAUCAGUGGCAUUUCCCCCCAUAACAUCCAUCAUAUGAUCAUCACACAAGUCAAGCUGUCCAUUCAUUCAUCCCAGAUACUAACRURUGUGUCCCAAAUGGCACCCUAUUCCCUAUAUAGUGCACUACUUUUGACCAKCUCCUAUAAGGAAUAGGGUGCCAUUUGGAUGCAGCCCACAUCUCCCUGGACAUACCCAUGCUUAGUAAACCAGUGUCAUAGGAGUAGUUAGCCACACCUCACCUCUUCUCCCCUCACACAACCCUACUGUUUCAAAUAGCAUAACAAGGACACUUGACUGCUUUUCUUAGUUGAUUUAUUUAUUUUUCACUUAUUUGGGGGGUUUUAGCCUCUGAGUAUAAUUUUUAUUCAGUUCCAUUCUCCGUUGUAAAUGUCACUGUUGAACUAAAAAGAGAAGUGUUGAGUGUUGUAAUUGUUAUUGUUUUUAAUUAAUUAUUGAUAAUUACAUUUUUCAUCCUUGGUAUAACUUGCCUCUUCUACUGACGAGAAUCCUCACCUACUUUUUGAUUUCUUUCUGUCUUGUCAGUUUAUUGAACAUUUUUAUAUUCUGUAUGUGCGCUUAAUACAGUGAUAUUGUUUACCAUUUUUAUAUUCUGUAUGUGCGCUUAAUACAGUGAUAUUGUUUACCAUUUUUGAAAUUAUUUACAAAUCUUCAUCUGCGUGUGUGUUUUAUUUUUUAUUUUUUUCGGAGUAAAAAAAACGUUCGAAAUAAUUCUUGGUUGUCAAAGAACAAAAGAGACCAGGAUGACUUUACUGUAUUAGAUAGAUUUGUUCAGAGAGUGAAUGGAAGAUGUUGGUAGGAUCACACGACCAAUCCAACUCCUGUACAGUUCAUUCCCUCUAUAGAAGAAGAAUUAAAGGAAUCAAGAAGUUGCAUUUUCACUGUUUAGGUACGAAUUACACACAAGAGAUGGAGAGAGGGCAAUUUCCUAAAUAUAUUCAAUAUUCCAUAUUGUUGAAUUUUUUUUUUCUUUACCAGUGUCAUCAAAGUCUUUUGACCCUGUUUUUUAUUCUUAUGAAGGAAAGUUAAUCAUUACACCCAUGAAGGAGCGACCACAUUUUCAGUUUGAAUAAAAAAACAAAAUGAAGUUUA
This is a messenger RNA of Salvelinus sp. IW2-2015, 2850 nucleotides long. RefSeq names its product cytoplasmic FMR1-interacting protein 2-like. Gene Ontology annotation, molecular function: small GTPase binding. Lineage: Eukaryota; Metazoa; Chordata; Actinopteri; Salmoniformes; Salmonidae. The record is from RefSeq and is a predicted model, not a curated record. Gene Ontology annotation, biological process: apoptotic process; regulation of actin filament polymerization; cell projection assembly. Gene Ontology annotation, cellular component: synapse; neuron projection.